AUGUAUAUACUUCUUACCUUUCAAACUUGAAAAAAAUAAAUUAAAUAAAAUGUGAUGGCAAUUUUCGCGGGAAAAUUAAUUUACUGUCCUGUAUUGAAGCCCUGGGCUUCAAGGAAGAUUAUAGUUAGAUGCUGUUCAAAUUUGGGGGAAAAUAGUUGUGUAAAUGUUCCAGUUAGAUACAUUCCUAAGAAAUUAUCAAAUGCUAAUAAUAAACCUAAUGAUUUUACUCCGGUUCCCAACGACUCCAAACGUAGAUUCAUCAAGCAUAACUCGUCGAAUGUUAAGUUUCGAAAGGUUAAGGAGAAGUCACCCGAUAAUGAUUUUAAGUCAGGUACUUUCAGGUCAAAAGAGACCGAAAUUCGUAAUUCGGUUAUGAGAUCAGAGGUGGGAGAAUAUGAUUAUAACUGGAGAUCAAAGCCUAAGGAUGAACUCAAUGAGAUUGAUACCAUGGAAGGUUAUGAGGAGCCUAUAGAUGAUGAACUUGACUUUCAAAAUGGAAAUUACGAAAUUAAACAUCUGGUGGUCGAAUCUAGUAAAAGUAAAGAAGCUGAGAUGGUAGCGGUUGGAUUACUCGCAAAAAGAACAUAUACAGCACUUGAGCUUAAGAAGAAACUGCUAGGAAAUAAGUUCUCGCUUGAAGUUUCCAAUGCCGUGAUUUCUGACUUCCAGAACAGAGGCUUGAUCAAUGAUCUUUUGUAUGCUGAAGCAUUCUCUCGAUCGAGAUGGUCUUCAUCAAGUUGGGGUCCACUUAAAAUUAAGCAAGCCUUGACCAAAAAGGGUGUCAAUGAUUUGGAUGCACAGAAAGCAAUAAAGUCUGUUUUAGAGAAUGAUGAACCCGACGAUGAUGAUCAAGUUUCAAGAUUUGGAUUGUCAAAGCCCUCGAUGGACCAUCUAUUUUCCCAAGCUUGCAAGCAAUGGCUUCGUGCUAAAGAUCUUCCCAGUGAAAAACAAAAGUCGAGGAUAAUUGCAUGGCUUCGAUACCGUGGCUUUAAUUGGGGCAUUGUCAGUUUCAUCUUGAAAAAGUUGCAAUCAGAGCAUCCUCCUUAAAUGAUGGUUAGUGAUUUGGACUUUACUCACAUUCAUCUUUUCAAAAUUGUAAGAUGAAAUCAAUAUAGGAUAUUUAGCAUGUAACUUAUGGAUAUUGUGAAAGUGUAAAAUAUAAUUUGCUCUGGCGGGUCCCACUGGUUUGACUACACAACUAUAUUAUGAGGGGGACCCACCUGCUCCACCAAAGUUAUAACCUGUAUUUCUGUUAUUUAUUGGAAAAUGAAAUGUUAACUAAUGACA
Molecule: messenger RNA, 1287 nt
Organism: Erigeron canadensis
Lineage: Eukaryota; Viridiplantae; Streptophyta; Magnoliopsida; Asterales; Asteraceae
Product: regulatory protein RecX
Exons: 6
Coding region: 55-1047 (330 amino acids)
Biological process (GO): regulation of DNA repair
Source: RefSeq, a predicted model, not a curated record